AUGUUGUUCUUCAAAGCUUCCAUCUUUCUCUUUUUCGCCACGUACCAAUUAUUAUUCCGAUCAAUCUCAUGCGUCGACUUCAUCUACAACUCCAAUUUCACCACCACCAACACACUUCUCGUCGGCGCCACCGUGGACUCUCCGCCGUCGAUCCUCACCCUCACCAACGAAACAACUCUCUCCAUCGGACGUGGUCUCUACCCUUCAAGAAUCCCCGCCGUUUCAUCCGCCUCGCCGCUCCCUUUCGCCACAUCCUUCAUCUUCUCCAUAGCUCCUUACAAAAACAGGCUCCCUGGCCACGGCUUCGCCUUUGUCUUCCUCCCUUCCUCCGAAACAACCUCCGCAACUUCAGCUCAGCAUCUCGGCAUGUUCAAUCUGACCAAUAACGGCGACCCUAGUAACCGAAUCUUCGGAGUCGAAUUCGACGUCUACCCCAACGAAGAGUUCAACGACAUCAACGACAACCACGUCGGCGUCGACGUCAAUUCCCUUACCUCUGUUUCAUCUACUGUCGCCGGUUUCUACGGAGGCAGAGACGGAGAGAGAUUCACGGAGCUGAGGCUUAACAGCGGCGAUAACUACCAAGCGUGGAUCGAGUUUAACGGGACAGCGAUCAACGUCACGAUGGCUAGAGCUGGCUCUGGGAAACCCGUACGACCUCUCAUAAGCAUUCCACUGAAUCUCACCGGAGUUUUACUCGAUGAUAUGUUCGUCGGGUUCACUGGUUCCACAGGAGUGCUAGUGCAGAGCCACAGGAUCCUCUCAUGGAGCUUUAGCAACUCUAAUUUCUCCAUCGGCGAUGCUUUAAUCACUAGAAACCUCCCUUCAUUUAAAUUGAGAGAUGGCUCUGUUUUUAAGUCUAAAGGCUUCAUCGCUGGUGUCUCUGUUAGUGCUGUUCUGUUACUUGUCUGUGUUAUUGUGCUUCUUCUCUAUGUUGUAAGGCGGCGAAGACAGCGACUAGAAGAUGAUGUGGAAGAUUGGGAAACAGAGUAUUGGCCUCACAGAGUGCAGUACAGAAACGUUUUGGAAGCAACAAAAGGGUUCUCGGAAGAGAAUAUGAUCGGAUACGGAGGGAACUCGAAGGUGUAUAGAGGAGUGUUGGAAGGCAAAGACGUGGCGGUGAAGAGAAUACUGAUAAGCCCUCGUGAGAGCGUGGCUGGGACGAGUGAGUUUUUAGCUGAGGUCUCGAGCUUAGGGAGGCUAAGACACAAGAAUAUAGUUGGACUAAAAGGUUGGUGCAAGAAAGGAGGAGAGAGUCUGAUAUUGGUUUACGAGUAUAUGGAGAAUGGAAGCGUGGAUAAGCGGAUAUUUGAUUGCAAUGAGAUGUUGAAUUGGGAGGAAAGGAUGAGAGUGAUGAGAGACGUAGCCUCAGGGAUGCUGUAUCUACACGAAGGGUGGGAGACAAAAGUGUUGCAUAGAGACAUAAAGUCGAGCAAUGUGUUGCUUGACAAGGAUAUGAACGCGAGGGUAGGUGAUUUCGGGUUGGCUAAGCUGCAGAACGCAAGGAAAGAGAUGGUUAGCACGACACACGUGGUUGGAACAGCGGGUUAUAUGGCGCCUGAGCUGGUUAAGACAGGGAGAGCGUCUGUGGAGACCGAUGUGUAUAGCUUUGGAGUGUUUGUGUUGGAGGUGGUGUGUGGAAGGAGGCCAAUAGAGGAAGGAAGAGAAGGGAUAGUGGAAUGGAUGUGGGGGCUCAUGGAGAAAGACCAAGUGGUUGAUGGCUUAGACGAGAGGAUAAAGGCGAGAGGGAAGUUCGAGACCAAAGAAGUAGAGAUGGCAUUGAGAAUAGGACUGUUGUGUGUGCAUCCUGAUCCGAGGGUGCGUCCAAAGAUGAGACAAGUGGUGCAUAUAUUGGAACAAGGGAGACUGAGUGAUGAUGGUGAUGAGAGGGAAAGAGAAGGCAUGGAAGUGAGCUUGUUGGAGAGAAUGAAGAGUUCUUACUUGUUGGGAACUGGUGAGGGAAGCCAACAACAACAACAUCCUACGUUCUUAGAUGUUUGGAACUCCUCUUUUUAUUCUAAUUCUUUUGAGGGUUCUGACUCUUUUCUUCAAGGAAGGUGA
Thlaspi arvense is the source of this 2061-nucleotide messenger RNA. The record is from the annotation of a GenBank genome assembly. Lineage: Eukaryota; Viridiplantae; Streptophyta; Magnoliopsida; Brassicales; Brassicaceae.